AUGUCGACAUCACAGCGGUUACCCGCGACCGCGGCCAACAUGGCUCGCAACUACGCCACCGUCCGUAGCAGCUACGGCGGUCUCAAGGACAGCGACCGUAUUUUCCAGAACCUCAACGGCCGCCUGCCGCCGACGCUUGCGUCCGCGAAGAAGAUGGGUGACUGGCACAAGACGAAGGAGAUUCUCGCCAAGGGACACGAGUGGAUCAUCAGCGAAGUCAAGGCAUCCGGCCUGCGAGGACGUGGUGGUGCUGGUUUCCCCUCUGGCCUGAAAUGGUCGUUCAUGAACUUCAAGGACUGGGACAAGGACACCAAGCCCCGAUACCUGGUCGUCAACGCCGAUGAGGGAGAGCCCGGAACCUGCAAGGACCGCGAGAUUAUGCGAAAGGACCCCCACAAGCUCAUCGAGGGAUGCCUCGUCGCCGGCCGUGCCAUGAACGCCACCGCCGCCUACAUUUAUAUCCGUGGCGAGUUCUACCACGAGGCUGCUGUCCUCCAGACUGCCAUCAACGAAGCGUACAAGGACGGGCUGAUCGGCAAGAAUGCGUGCGGAUCUGGAUACGACUUUGACGUCUACGUCCAUCGUGGUGCCGGUGCCUACGUCUGCGGUGAGGAGACCUCCCUCAUCGAGUCCCUCGAGGGCAAGCCUGGCAAGCCUCGUCUCAAGCCUCCCUUCCCUGCCGCCGUCGGUCUCUUCGGCUGCCCUUCCACCGUCGCCAAUGUCGAGACCAUUGCUGUCGCGCCAACGAUCUGUCGUCGCGGUGGCAACUGGUUUGCCGGUUUCGGCCGCGAGCGUAACCAGGGCACUAAGCUUUUCUGCAUUUCUGGCCACGUCAACAACCCCGUCACUGUCGAGGAGGAGAUGUCCAUCCCUCUGCGUGAGCUCAUCGAGAAGCACUGCGGCGGUGUUCGUGGCGGCUGGGACAACCUGCUUGCCGUCAUUCCCGGUGGCUCCUCGACGCCCAUUCUGCCCAAGGAUGUCUGCGACAACCAGCUGAUGGACUUUGACGCCCUCAAGGAUAGCCAGUCGGGUCUCGGCACUGCUGCCGUCAUCGUCAUGGACAAGAGCACCGAUGUCGUCCGCGCCAUCAGCCGCCUGUCCCACUUCUACGCCCACGAGUCCUGCGGCCAGUGCACACCCUGCCGCGAGGGCAGCAAGUGGACCGACCAGAUCAUGAAGCGUUUCGAGAAGGGCCAGGGCCGCCCGCGGGAGAUUGACAUGCUCCAGGAGCUGACCAAGCAGGUCGAGGGUCACACUAUUUGCGCUCUGGGUGAGGCUUUCGCUUGGCCGCUGCAGGGCCUGAUUCGUCACUUCCGUCCCGAGCUCGAGGCGAGGAUGGCGGAGUACGCCGCGCAGAACGGCGCCAACGCGCUGGCUGGUGGUUGGGAGCCGACUGCGCGCGCGCAGGGCAAGCUGGUCGCUCCCGGCCAGUAA
Verticillium nonalfalfae is the source of this 1434-nucleotide messenger RNA. It is a transcript of the gene NDH51, whose product is annotated as NADH dehydrogenase [ubiquinone] flavoprotein 1, mitochondrial. The record is from RefSeq and is a predicted model, not a curated record. Gene Ontology annotation, molecular function: FMN binding; NADH dehydrogenase (ubiquinone) activity; NAD binding. The transcript has 3 exons. Lineage: Eukaryota; Fungi; Ascomycota; Sordariomycetes; Glomerellales; Plectosphaerellaceae. Bases 1 to 1434 code for a protein of 477 amino acids.